CAUCAUUUCCACAAACUCCCUCCACUUCCAAGCUUUCAUCCCACAAAAGAAACUAGCAAAAGUAGCGGAUAACUAACAUUGUCUCCACUUUCAUAUCAGAAAAGAAUAAGAAAUUAACAUGGCUUGGAAAAGAAAUGAUGAGGAAUCUUUGCAAUCCGCUGAUGAGGUGAAACGCCAGAAAAGAAUCAAGUUGGCCAUUUAUAUUGGUAUUUUUAUUGUGUUUCAGAUCAUUGUCAUAACCACGAUGAGUCUCACUGUCAUGAAAGUUAAAACCCCGAAGGUCAGACUAGGCAACAUCAAUGUCCAAGACCUCAACUCCAUCCCGGCAACAUCUUCAUUCGACACUAAAUUCACAACCCAAAUCAGAGUCAAGAACACAAAUUUUGGUCCAUACAAGUAUGAUGCUGGCAUUGUCACGUUUUUGUACCAAGGCGCUACUGUCGGGCAAGUUUCUAUUCCAAAGAGCAAGGCUGGAAUGCUUUCCACCAAAAAGGUUGACGUCGAGGUGAGCUUGAGUUCAAGUGCACUGAGCAGUUCCAAUCUUGGCAGUGAAUUGAGCAGCGAGGUGUUGAUUCUCAACAGUGCGGCUACGUUGACUGGAAAGGUUGAACUUAUGUUUAUAAUGAAGAAGAAGAAGUCUUCCACCAUGGACUGCACCAUUGCAUUUGAUUUGUCAUCAAAGACGGUCAAAAGUUUGCAAUGCAAGUGAUCAGACAAACCAAGUAGGGUGGAGUUGAACUGCGUUCUUUCUGUAACAUCUUUAGGAUUCAAAUUGCGAGUGAACAAGACUAGUUCUUGAUUUAUUAUUAUUUAUGCGACGUUGAAUUUGUAUUUGAUAUAAAAAAAAUUUAAUUAUUUUUUAACCA
This is a messenger RNA of Pyrus x bretschneideri (Chinese white pear), 866 nucleotides long. RefSeq lists its product as uncharacterized. The record is from RefSeq and is a predicted model, not a curated record. The transcript has a single exon. Bases 119 to 709 code for a protein of 196 amino acids. NCBI's taxonomy places the organism in Eukaryota, Viridiplantae, Streptophyta, Magnoliopsida, Rosales, Rosaceae.